AAGUUGUAGUCUUUCAAUUUCCUGAGUAAACACAAAAGGCUGAGUCAUCAAACUCAUCUUCAAUAAUUAAUGAUUUUGAAGAUAAGAGGAGAGACGCGGAGGAGUCAUAGAAAGAGAAACGCUGUGUAAUUAAGGACCUAAAGCUUUACAAUAGUCUUGGAGAUUUGCAGAGAGACAGAGAUUACAGGAAAACUUGAACGUGUGGUGUUACGCAUAUACUCAUCUCAAGCCACCAAUCGAUCUGUUUAACUCUUUUUUUAACAGACUCUCCCAAAAUCCCAGCUUCCAAGAAUAUAAAAACAAGAACCAUUCUUUACCAUUAAAUUUUAUAUAUAUAUAUAUAUAUAUAUAAAGAUUUGCAAGAACCUGAAGGACAGAAAAGUAAUGGAGAGAAAGGAGAAUGGAACAGUGAAUGAAGUGGAAACUCCCAAAAACAUAACCAUAAAAGGCAUCCUAAGUUUGUUGAUGGAAAAUAUUGAUGAGAAAGCUGGUAGGAGUGUAAUUUCACUUGGUAUAGGUGACCCUACUGCUUAUUCUUGUUUUCACACUACACCUGUUGCUCAGGAAGCUGUUGUAAAUGCUCUUCAGUGUGAUAAGUUCAAUGGUUAUGCUCCUACUGUUGGCCUUCCUCAAACUAGAAGGGCAAUUUCUGAUUACCUAUCUCGUGAUCUUCCUUAUAAGUUAUCAUCUGAUGAUGUUUUUGUUACAUCUGGCUGCACGCAAGCAAUUGAUGUUGCUUUGGCAAUGCUUUCUCGCCCUGGAGCAAAUAUUUUGCUUCCUAGGCCAUGUUUCCCAAUUUAUGAACUUUGUGCUGCAUUUAGGGGGCUUGAAGUUCGGCACAUUGAUCUUCUCCCAGAGAAAGGUUGGGAGGUUGAUCUUGAUGCUGUUGAAAUGCUUGCAGAUCAGAACACUGUUGCAUUGGUAAUCAUAAACCCCGGGAAUCCUUGUGGGAAUGUAUACUCUUAUCGACAUCUAAAAGAGAUUGCAGAAACUGCUGAAAAGCUUAAAAUUCUUGUUAUCGCCGAUGAAGUUUAUGGACACCUUGCUAUUGGGAAUAAUCCAUUCGUGCCAAUGGGAGUUUUCGGAUCCAUUGUUCCUAUUCUUACACUUGGUUCUCUGUCAAAGAGAUGGAUAGUGCCUGGAUGGAGGCUUGGUUGGUUUGUGACGACUGAUCCAUCCGGCAUCCUAAGGAAACCCAAGUUUGUUGAGCGUAUCAAGAAGUACUUUGACAUUUUAGGAGGACCUGCAACUUUCAUUCAGGCAGCAGUGCCUUGCAUUCUCGAGCAAACUGAUGAAAACUUUUUCAAGGAAACCAUCAAUAUAUUGAAGCAUGCAUCAGAGAUUUGUUGUGAUAGGAUAAAGGAGAUCCCCUGCAUCACUUGUCCCGGCAAGCCACAAGGUUCCAUGGCUGUUAUGAUGAAAUUGAAUCUUUCGCUAUUAGAUGAUAUCUCUGAUGAUAUUGAUUUCUGCUUCAAAUUGGCCAAAGAGGAAUCAGUUAUCAUUCUUCCAGGAACUGCAGUGGGGCUGAAGAAUUGGCUGCGCAUAACUUUCGCUGUUGAUCCGGCAUCCCUUGAAGAAGCUCUAGGGAGGGUAAAAGCUUUCUGUCAAAGGCACAUCAAGUGUAGAUACUAACUCACUACAUAAUCAAAAUUUAGCAAUUGGCCAGGGCGCGAUAUCAGUAAUCUUCUCAUGACGGAUAUUCUACCUUAUCUCGAAGAUCAUAUCUAAUGGCCAUAUUGUUAGAUAUCUACAUAGAAAUAGGCCUGGAAGCAUCAGUCUCACAUGGAUAUAGAAAAGAGUAUAGCUAUAUGAGUACACCACCAUAAAAUUUAGUACUUAAACUGCAGUAGAAUUGUAUACAUACCCAGUAUAAUUAUGGAAUAAUGAUUUGACAAUAAUGCUCCUUUUUCUUUUC
Messenger RNA from Ricinus communis (castor bean), 1915 nucleotides. Its product is annotated as probable aminotransferase TAT2. Gene Ontology annotation, biological process: amino acid metabolic process; biosynthetic process. The record is from RefSeq and is a predicted model, not a curated record. Bases 385 to 1632 code for a protein of 415 amino acids. The transcript has 8 exons. Lineage: Eukaryota; Viridiplantae; Streptophyta; Magnoliopsida; Malpighiales; Euphorbiaceae. Gene Ontology annotation, molecular function: transaminase activity; pyridoxal phosphate binding.